Molecule: messenger RNA, 3144 nt
Organism: Petromyzon marinus (sea lamprey)
Lineage: Eukaryota; Metazoa; Chordata; Hyperoartia; Petromyzontiformes; Petromyzontidae
Product: pyruvate dehydrogenase [acetyl-transferring]-phosphatase 1, mitochondrial-like
Biological process (GO): protein dephosphorylation
Cellular component (GO): mitochondrion
Molecular function (GO): cation binding; [pyruvate dehydrogenase (acetyl-transferring)]-phosphatase activity
Source: RefSeq, a predicted model, not a curated record
AUGGUCCGGCUCUCUAUCCCCUUAAACAGGUUGGCGCCCCCUACAGACCCCUGGCCGCAACUGCAGGGUCACCUCCUCACCCCCCUCUCGCCACACGGCGGCAGCCAUGGCCGGGUGCGAGUAACGCUGGCUGCCGUCCCCAACUCAACUGGGACUCGAACCCUCGCUCAGAGAGGCUACAUCUCCCUGCCCGCGGAGCGCAAGGCUUCACCGCCGCUAAACCCAGAGCAGGUGGACGGGAUCCUGCGCACGGACGAGUUUGAGUGUGAGCUGGAGCGGGAGUUCCGCGGGGGGACUGUGCUCAGCCUCCACAGCAACCAGCUAGCGGCGAACACCCCUGUGGAGGACCGGCGCACCGCCGCCACCUGCCUGCACACGGGAGGGCUUCUGGUGGGCGUCUUCGACGGCCAUGGUGGCUCCACUUGCGCGCAGGCGGUGAGCGAGCGCCUCUUCGGCUACGUGGCGUCGGCGCUGCUGCCCCAGCACACGCUGCUCAACUUGGAGGCGGCCGCUGAGGCCCGCGAGGCCGCACUGCAGGAGGGCGGCUGGGCCCUGCUGAGCUCCGAGCUGGGUCAGGCGCAGGGCCAGGGCCUGGCGUACCUCCCGGCGCCGCCGGAGCUGCUGCGCUGGCACGGCCCUGCACCUGGAGGCACGGCAAGGACGCACUACAGCGAGAGCCUGCGCACGUUCUGGCAGGAGCUUAUCGACCUGGACAACGGGGAGGGCCUCGGAGUGCGCGACGCGCUCAUCACCGCGUUCAAGAGACUGGACUCGGAUAUCUCGCUGGAGGCGCAGGUGCCGUGGGAGCACCCGUCGCUGGCACGCAAAGCCCGGCGCACGGCCUUCUCGGGCUGCACGGCGUGCGUGGCGCACGUGCACGGGCCUGACCUCCACGUCGCCAAUGUGGGUGACAGCCGCGCCGUGCUGGGCGUGCGCCGCGCCGACGGCUCCUGGAGCGCCCUCUCGCUCACCAACGACCACUCGGCGCAGAACGAGAAAGAGGUCGCCAGGCUGCGUGCGGAGCACCCCAUGAAGGAGCGCAAGACGGUGGUGCGUGGGGGGCGGCUGCUCGGGCUGCUGAUGCCGACGCGCGCGUUCGGCGACGUGAGGUUCAAGUGGAGCGUGGAGCUUCAGCGGCGCGUGCUGGACGAGACGGGCUACGCCGGGCGCCAGUAUUUCUUCCCGCCCAACUACCACACGCCGCCGUACCUCACCGCCAAGCCCGAGAUCACGCACCACAGGCUGCGCCCGCAGGACGAGUUUGUGGUGCUGGCCACGGACGGCCUGUGGGAGGUGAUGCACCGCCAGGAGGUGGUGCGGCUCGUGGGCGAGCACCUGGACCGUGCACCAUCGCGCCCCGCGCACCAGCCGUUGCCACGCGGACGCCCCCUCACGCUCGCCGACAUGCUUGCCCUGCUGCAGGCCCGUAAGGCCGCCCUGGCCCCCACGGACGGCUGGGACCGCAACCCGGCGACGCUGCUGGUGCGGCACGCGGUGGGGCGUGGCGAGUGGGGUGGCGUGGAGCCCGACCGGCUGGCGCGCAUGCUGGCACUGCCCGAGGACAUGGCGCGCCUUCACCGUGACGACAUCACGCUCACAGUGCUCCGCAUGGACACGCACGCCGCCGCACGCUACCACCACCACGCCCGCGACGAGGCCGAGGAUGACGACGAGGACGACGAUCAGAUGAGACGUGCUUAGGUAGGGUCCCUCUGUGGGCCGGCCACCUCGGCUGUUCCAGUGACGGUUAGGCGGUCACGGCCGCUCUGGGCGGGAUGGUGCGGUCGAGAGAUGGAGGCAAACGGUGACCUCGCAGGUGCGACUCAAAAUAAAAAAAAGCGUUGUUCGAACUGUGGAUUUGUACUCGUGCCACUGGUCCUGGGCUGUCUGACACGAGUUUGAAGCUGCAUUCUGCUGCUCCUAUAGUCUGACACCUCCUCCAGCCGUCCGUGCUGUCAUCUUCCUGCCCCUGUUCCAAGUCCAGGUUAAAGAGCCUUUUUUACUCUGCCUAUCACCGACAGCCUCUGUAUAAACAACAUAUAUACACACUGCUUCUGUACAGUGUUUUGAUUUAUAGACGAAACAUAAAUAAUACACAUUGUACAUUUUAUCUGUGAGAAAUGAAGUCGCACAAUUGUAAUUUUAGCACUUUAGUGACAUCACUCUGAAGUCCCUCCCAUUUCAGCGCACCAAUAAAACGACUUGCAGCACGACAAUGCUGUUGCCUGACCGUAACUUUUGAAGACCUUUUUAUCUUGGGAACAAAACGUCAAAACUGUGUCUGACAGCCCAGGAUACGCAGCCUAGGUACGGCUCUACAAUCUCCAUUUAUUAUUUUACUGCGUCUUCCGCGAUGAUGCACACGCACACUCCGUUGGAUGGUUGCACAAGUGGGUAACUGACCAUUUCAGAACAAAGCCAGGAGCGGAGCUGGCGGCUGGUAGUAGUGGUGCAAAACGCAACCAUGGGUGACCCAGCGAUGGCAGCACUGCUACUGCCACCAUGCACGGCCAACGUCGGUGCACAUCGUUAAGGGAAACUAAACCCCCGUGCCGCACAGACCCGAAGAACGUUUAUCGAUGAACGACAAAUGUUGCACUGAGCGCAACUGUCUGUAACGUCACUUUGCCUUUUAGAGGUGUUUUGGAGUUUGUGUUUGAUAUUUUAGCGAGUUUUGUGUAUCGUAAGUGGCACCUUUAAAGCAAAAAGGGGAUCGCAAUGACGACUUCUGAAACGCUGCCGUUUAACACACAACAGUGUAACAAUUGCUGGGAUUUAUCCAAAUUAAACUUUUUUAAGCACGUGUUUUUCGGUAGUGGGUUUGCAGACUUUCGUUUGAAAAUGUUUGCACAGCGUCAGUCUGAAUGAAGAUACAACGCAGAGGGAUGCACGCCACGUCGCGUUCUGCGGUUAUUCAUAUUUAAAGUGGCCGCACAAACUUUACUAUGAAGGCAGUUUGAAUUCUAAUAUUUAUUUUUGUCAUUUGGAUGUGGAUUUGUGUAAAGGUUGGCGAUGCUUAUAAAAUGACGAUGGACUGGUUUACUUGUCUGAUGCAUCCUCGUUUUUUCUGCAUUUUAUAAAGUAACUUUAUUUUUACAUGGAUAAUUGCGAUCCGUGGUGCGUGAGCACAGCAGCAACAACAAA